AUGAUGGACCUUUUUGAGACCAACACUUUUCUUUUCAGUGAUUUGCGUUAUUUGGAAGAAGGGGAUCAUGAAGCACUACAUCACUUGGACAUGGCGGGGGUGUCUCCUCUGUACAAUGGGAACGACAGCCCGUUGUCUCCGGGCCAGGAUAAUGUUCCGUCCGAGACCGGGGGUGAGAGCAGUGGGGAGGAACACGUCCUUGCGCCUCCGGGUCUCCGUGCGCACUGCGACGGCCAGUGCCUCAUGUGGGCCUGUAAAAUCUGCAAGAGAAAGUCAGCCCCCACGGACAGACGCAAGGCUGCCACGCUCAGGGAGAGGAGGAGGCUCAAGAAGAUCAACGAGGCCUUCGACGCGCUGAAGAGGAAAACCGUGGCCAACCCUAACCAGAGGCUACCCAAAGUGGAGAUUUUACGCAGCGCUAUCAGCUACAUUGAGAGACUGCAGGAUCUGCUGCAAACACUGGACGAGCAGGAGAAAAAGCAAAACGGGUCAACCUAUAACUUUAAAGAACAAAAUGCAGCUGGUCAUGAGUGCCAUUGGAAAAAGUCCUCCGAGACCUGGCCCACCUCUGCUGACCAUUCCACUACAGCAAUGAUUACCCAGAAAGAAGGAUCCAGUGAUUCAUCAGCGUCCUCCAGCCUCCUCCGUCUCUCAUCCAUUGUGGACAGAAUCACCAACGAUGAGAAAAUCAGCUUCACAGAGGAUGUUUCAGAGAAUUAAGACCUGGAAUAUAUAGCAAGAGUUUAAAUUUACAAUUUCCAUUGUUAAUGUCUAAAUUAUUCCCACUAUUUUCAGCCAUUCUGGCUUGUUAUGUUGUCUUCAUUUGUA
Molecule: messenger RNA, 828 nt
Organism: Sphaeramia orbicularis (orbiculate cardinalfish)
Lineage: Eukaryota; Metazoa; Chordata; Actinopteri; Kurtiformes; Apogonidae
Gene: myf6
Product: myogenic factor 6
Exons: 3
Coding region: 1-720 (239 amino acids)
Biological process (GO): skeletal muscle cell differentiation; positive regulation of myoblast differentiation; positive regulation of skeletal muscle fiber development
Molecular function (GO): DNA-binding transcription factor activity, RNA polymerase II-specific; protein dimerization activity; RNA polymerase II cis-regulatory region sequence-specific DNA binding
Source: RefSeq, a predicted model, not a curated record